Rhizopus microsporus ATCC 52813 is the source of this 566-nucleotide messenger RNA. RefSeq lists its product as uncharacterized. Gene Ontology annotation, molecular function: protein binding. The coding region runs from base 62 to 424 and encodes 120 amino acids. The record is from RefSeq and is a predicted model, not a curated record. Lineage: Eukaryota; Fungi; Mucoromycota; Mucoromycetes; Mucorales; Rhizopodaceae. The transcript has 2 exons.
GUAAAUGAAGCAUAUAACAAUGUAGGUAUGCUUACUUUUCCCUCUCAUUAGCCCCUGUGAAAUGUAUGUUGCUUCGGGUAAUGCAGAAAAAGAAAAAGGAGAGGUCGUCAUCUUUGACGUGAGGUUUCAUACGCGAUUCUUACAUAAGCUCUUGCAUGACCAAUCAAUGAUGAAUCAAACAUUGAUUGCACCUGAUUCAAGUAUAGGAAUCGGAGGAUUGCAUUGGAUGGCAGAUAGUCGUAUAGUUAUUACAGGUGGAGGCGACCGGCUUGUCAAAGUCUGGAAUGUUGAAGGAGAAACCAAAUUAGUGAAAUCGUAUUCAACGAGUAAUUGUGUAACGAGCUUAUUUGUCAAUGAAGCAUGCAUGACAAUCGCUGCUGGUGUCGCUGGAGCAGAUGGCAUAGUCCACGUUUGGCAGCCAUAGAUGCUUCAGUAGAUGUGUAACAGUUUUUUAAUCAGAAGAAAAAAAAGCCUCUGUGAGUCAUUCGUUUUCAAAUAAAAAAGUCCAGAACCAAAUAUGCAAUAAUGAUUUUUUUUAAGAGUGAUUAUGCAAUUAAAUAAUAAAG